UUUGUCCGUGCAAAAUGACGACAUCACGUGACAUCCCUGUGAUCAUAUGACCGCACACAUUCGAAAUCACUUCUCAGAAGUGCACGCUCAUGUAUCACCGCUUCUAACCUUUUAACUUAGCAUUACUGCUGUAAGGAAGACAACACAAUAAAGAGUCACAAUGCUGAAGGAAACGGUCAGUCUUCUUCUAGCAUUGUGGAUCGCUUCCGAGCCGGUGCUAUCCAGGGGAUGUUCAAGUUUCUUCUGCCGCAAGUCUCUCCGGGUGACCAAGCCAAAAGGACCGGAUCCCGGCAAGCCCCUCUUUCUAACGCCUUAUUUGGAGCGAGGGAACGUAGAGGAAGCCAGAAGACUCAGUUUGGUGGGGCCCCUUCCUGGAGCCAACGUGAAGAGUUACUCUGGUUACCUCACAGUUAACAAGACCUAUAACAGCAAUCUCUUUUUCUGGUUCUUUCCAGCACAGGAGAGACCUGAGGCUGCUCCAGUGCUGCUGUGGCUUCAGGGAGGUCCUGGAGGCACCUCGAUGUUUGGACUUUUUGUGGAGCACGGUCCUUAUGUGGUGUAUCAGAACCUAACAGCGGGGUUCAGGAGUUACCCCUGGACAUCCAGAUACUCUGUUCUUUACAUCGACAACCCAGUGGGAACAGGAUUCAGCUUUACAGACGAUGAUAGAGGAUUUGCCCGCGACCAGGAUGAUGUAGGCAGAGAUCUCUACAGCGCACUGACUCAGUUCUUCCAGAUCUUCAGUGAGUUCCAGCCAAAUGAUUUCUAUGCCACUGGGGAGUCUUAUGCAGGGAAGUAUGUUCCAGCGAUUGGCUAUUACAUCCACAAAAACAACCCCUCCGCCAAGGUGAAGAUCAACUUCAGAGGUGUCGCCAUCGGUGACGGGCUGUGUGACCCAGAAGUGAUGCUGGGGGGGUACGCAGACUUUCUGUACCAGACUGGCUUGGUGGACGAGCUGCAGAAGCAGCACGUCCAGGAGCAGACAGAUGCCGGGGUACGACUCAUCCAACAGCAGAAGUGGGUGGAGGCUUUUGAACUUUUUGACAGCUUGCUGAAUGGUGAUUUGAGCCCAUAUCCGUCAUUCUUCCAGAACGUCACUGGGUGCACUAACUACUUCAACUACCUGCAGUGUCAGGAGCCUGUGGACCAAGAGUACUUUGGCCAGUUUGUGACCCUCCCAGCUGUGAGGAGCUCCAUCCAUGUUGGAAACCUCACCUUCAAUGACGGUUCCGAGGUGGAGAAGCAUUUGUUGCAAGACGUCAUGAAGUCCAUCAAACCCUGGCUGGGCGUCCUCAUGGACAACUACAGGGUGCUGCUCUACAGUGGGCAGCUUGAUGUGAUCGUAGCGGCACCGCUAACCGAGCGUUUCUUGCCCACUGUGGCGUGGUCCAGAGCUGACGAGUAUAAAAAAGCCCAGCGGUUCUACUGGAAGAUCCAGCCCAGUGACACUGAGGUCGCAGGAUAUGUCCGUCAAGUGGGGGAGUUCUUCCAGGUGAUCGUUCGAGGAGGGGGGCACAUUCUGCCGUAUGACCAGCCGGAGAGAUCCUUUGAUAUGAUGGACAGAUUUCUUUCUACAAAGGGAUGGUGACACACUGCAGAAGCACUUUGAAGAAAUGAAGGUUUAGAGCGAUAAAGAUGUUCUUAUUGAAAGAAGCACGGCUGCAGGUGCUCUUUCCUCCCUGUGGAGAGAGAUUCUGCACUGUAUUCAUUCUUGUACAUAAUCAGGAUAUAUUUUCAAUGACAGGAUGGCCUUAUGAUUGCAAUUUGAUUGAAAUAAAUUGUGUACAAAAAA
This is a messenger RNA of Anguilla anguilla (European eel), 1792 nucleotides long. It is a transcript of the gene cpvl, whose product is annotated as carboxypeptidase vitellogenic like. Gene Ontology annotation, biological process: proteolysis. The record is from RefSeq and is a predicted model, not a curated record. NCBI's taxonomy places the organism in Eukaryota, Metazoa, Chordata, Actinopteri, Anguilliformes, Anguillidae. Bases 161 to 1588 code for a protein of 475 amino acids. The transcript is spliced from 13 exons. Gene Ontology annotation, molecular function: serine-type carboxypeptidase activity.